Molecule: messenger RNA, 577 nt
Organism: Erinaceus europaeus (western European hedgehog)
Lineage: Eukaryota; Metazoa; Chordata; Mammalia; Eulipotyphla; Erinaceidae
Gene: EMP2
Product: epithelial membrane protein 2
Exons: 4
Coding region: 21-527 (168 amino acids)
Cellular component (GO): plasma membrane
Source: RefSeq, a predicted model, not a curated record
CGCCUCCUCCGCCCGCCGAGAUGCUGGUGCUCCUGGUCUGCAUCCUCCUCUUCCACGUCGCCUCGGCCGCCCUGCUGUUCAUCGCCACCAUCCACAACGCCUGGUGGGUCGGGGAGGAGUUCCACGCUGACAUCUGGAAGGUGUGCGUCAAUGGCAGCUCCAACUGCACGGAAAUCGGGGCGCCCAUGGAGGGUCUCGCCACGAUGCAGACGGUGCAGGUGAGCAUGGUCCUGUCCACCACGCUGUGCUGCCUGGCCCUCCUCAUCUUCCUGCUGCAACUCUUCCGCCUCAAGCAGGGCGAGCGCUUCGUGCUCACCUCCAUCCUGCAGCUGCUGUCCUGCCUGUGCGUCAUGAUCGCGGCCUCCGUGUACGCGGACCAGCGCGAGAGCCUCCACCAGAGCAACGGGCUCAUCUACUCCGGCACGGCCGAGGGCGCCUACGGCUACGCCUUCGCGCUGGCCUGGCUGGCCUUCGCCUGCACGCUGCUCAGCAGCCUCAUGUACCUCGUCCUGCGCAAGCGCAAAUAGAGCCCGGCCCUCGGCGGAGCUCCGCCCCUCCGUCCACAGGGGCCACGCCC